Nicotiana tabacum (common tobacco) is the source of this 873-nucleotide messenger RNA. RefSeq lists its product as uncharacterized. Lineage: Eukaryota; Viridiplantae; Streptophyta; Magnoliopsida; Solanales; Solanaceae. The record is from RefSeq and is a predicted model, not a curated record.
AAACUGCUAAUGCAGUAGAAGUCCCUUGGUUUCUCUCCCCUUUUUGAAUCUCUAAAAGUCUUUGUUUUCUAGAGAGAGAAAGCCGUCAGUACAGUAAUGGCGUUCUUAUCAUUCACAGGGAGGAUUCUCUUUGUAUCAGUCUUCGUUCUCUCCGCUUAUCAAGAAUUCAGCGAAUUUGGGGUUGACGGUGGGUCAGCAGCAAAGGCUUUAAGUCCUAAGUUCAAUGUUUUCUCAAAGCAUGUGACGACACACACUGGAUUUCAAGUACCACAUGUAGAGAUGAAACAUCUAGUGUUGGGGGCGUUAGUUAUGAAGGGUCUUGGAAGCCUUCUUUUUGUCUUUGGUAGCUCUCUUGGAGCUUACAUCCUGCUUUUGCAUCAGUCCAUUGCUACUCCCAUCGUAUAUGACUUCUACAACUAUGAUGUUGACAAGAAAGAGUUUGCUCAACUUUUUGUCAAGUUUACUCAGAGCUUGGCACUCCUUGGCGCGCUGCUCUUCUUUAUCGGCAUGAAGAACUCUAUGCCCAGGCGAUCCACAAAGAAGAAGGCUCCUAAGGCAAAAACAGUUUAAAGGAUGAGAUGGUUUCAGUUUUGUUGUGAUUGAUUCACAGCACGCCAUAGCCCCUGAAGAGUUUCUUGUAAGCGUUGUAUUUUGCAGUUUUACUGCACUCUCAUUUUGCUCUCUUUUGGUUGAAUUUCCCAACUUUGUAGCUCUUUUUUUUUCUUUUCUUUUUUUCUUGUUUUCUGUGGAUGGAAGUUUCACUCUUCCAAAAAAUGAUUUAGACAGUGAUAGUCCAAAAGAAUAGGGAACAUUUAGUUGAAAACGCUUACAUUUGAGUACUUACAUUUAUUUGAUAGCUUUUGUUCGUUCUCA